AUGACAGCACCUGCAGGCCAGUUUCUCGCCGGUAAGCGCAUCAUCGUCGCCGGCGGCAGUUUCGCGGCGCUUUCGUUUAUACUUGCUCUCGAGCAGCUAUGGGACACCUCCCUCGAGCGCCCCAAAGUCAUCUUGUACGAGCGAGAUGACCGGGACAAGUCUAUCGGAAAAGAUCCCUACAUGCUGAACAUCAAUGGAGCCAGCCGGAACGACGGAUUAAUCGCUAUUCAGCAACUCGGAUUACUAAAUGAGGUCCGCAAGCAUGCGUCACUCAAUGGCGGCGACAUUCGCGUCUGGGCCGACAACUGGAAGUGGCUCUCGUCCAUCAAUCCCACCGCUUAUGGCAGCCUGCCCGCAGCCACUAUGCGCGUCACACGCGCGGACCUCAAGCGGAUUCUGGUGGAAAAGGCCGAGACGACGACUAGAACAACGCUGAACUGGGGGUCGGCCUGCACAUCGGCCGAAAGGCUUCCCAGUGGAGAGAUCCGAGUCACCAUCUCGGACGGCGCAACACAGGACUGCGAUCUGCUCGUUGCCGCGGAUGGCGCAAAUAGCACUAUGCGAGCUUGCUUCCGCCCCAACGACAUGAAGACCGAAUAUGCCGGCGCAUCCCAGAUUGGUGGCAUCUCGCGUCUUCCGGGCGGAGUGCCCAAGCCUAUUGACAAGGACUACGGCCUCCAAAUGUCUUCCGGCGAGGGAGUCUGCUGCAUCUACAACCCUUUUGACAAGGAAACGGUUGCCUGGGCAGUCAGCACCGUCGGACCAGAAAGAGAACCCAAAACCGACUUCACCGUAGCAGAGUUCGAAGACUUGAAAAAAGAAGCCCUCGAGACGGCUUCCAUGUUCCAAGAACCCUUCAAAACAGUCGUCGAAGCAACAAUGCCAGAUACCGCGUUCAUCCGACCCGCCAAGGAGAAAUUCGCUUUCCAACAUGAUGCUAGCUUAAAGGGCGUCAUGUUUAUUGGCGAUGCUAACCAUAUCCUCAGCCCCUUUGAGUUUGUCGGUGCAAAUCUAGCGCUGAAGGAUGGCUGGGACUUGGCGGAGCAGAUCUGUAGCAAUACUUCCAUGGAUGCUGCGACUGCGUCCUAUGACCGGGUCAGUAUAUCUCGCUUCGAGCCUGUUUUCAGCUUUUCACAUGAGCGCAUUGGGUUUGGGCAUUCUACGGGGAAGAAGUGGUUGUUUUAUAAGUACGGUAUGGCUGCCCAGAGGGGGUUGAAGCAGGUUCACUAG
Messenger RNA from Talaromyces atroroseus, 1230 nucleotides. RefSeq lists its product as hypothetical. The transcript has a single exon. The record is from RefSeq and is a predicted model, not a curated record. The coding region runs from base 1 to 1230 and encodes 409 amino acids. NCBI's taxonomy places the organism in Eukaryota, Fungi, Ascomycota, Eurotiomycetes, Eurotiales, Trichocomaceae. Gene Ontology annotation, molecular function: FAD binding.